GGCACAAAGACAGAAAAAUUGAUGAAAUCAAAGAUAUACCUAUAUUUGUAAAUUUAAUUAUUUAUAUAAAUGAAAAAGUAUAAUUUAAAAGUAAAUUUUGGGAUAAUUUUUUGAUAAAAUAGAGAUAAGUUACAUGUAUAAACUGUCUUUCCAAACAAAUGACAAAUAGUUGAUACAAGAGUGAGGUUAGGAAAACAGAUUAAUUGUAAAAUUACUAGUUAAAUGGAUUCGCCACCGGCUCAAGAGGUAACAGAACUGUUGAGGCAAUGGGAGGAACAACAUACGCAGCCAAAUUACGAUCCUAUACCCACUUUGACGAGGAUAGCGGAGAUCAUAGAAGCAGAGACAGAGAAUUUCAUGAAAAAAGACCCAGACCCGUUUGACGAGAGACAUCCAUCCAGGACAGAUCCAGAGUGUGCUCUGGGACAUGCACUCAAAGUUAUGUUUAAGAAAGACAAUUUUAUGACUAAGUUAGUUAAUGACUACGUCCGAGACACAUACUACUCAAGGCAGAAUAUCACAGGACGAGAUGUCCACAAGUUGAAUGUUGCUGCGUGCAGACUGACCUUAGACCUGAUGCCCGGAUUAGAAAUGAGCGUCGUAUUUCAGGAUAACGAGGCGUUGAUACAGAGGCUAGUGAACUGGGCGACCAGCUCCACGGAGCCGCUGCAGUGCUACGCCACGGGCCUGCUCGCAGCCGCGAUGGAGGUGCAGGAUAUAGCUACUAAUUUUAGGGACCUAAAUGCAAUGUUAGUUCCUCUCAUGUUGAGGAGGCUGCACGGCUUGAGGAACAAAAAUCAAGAUGAUAAGCAAUGCAGUCAAGUAACGCCGCCCAGUCAGACGAGACACUUCGCGCGCUUCGAUAAGAAACGCAAUAACGAUAUAAAGUGCAACGGACCGGGGUCAGAGAAAAAUGGAGAACCAGAUCGAGAUAAAGACAAAGAUGGCGGCGCCGAGGACAUGGCGGUCGACGAUCCGCCCACGACAGAUCCCGAGACGCCGGUUAAAAAUUACAAUAACAGCGCCGCGUCUCCCCCCGCGUGGGGCAUGAUGUCCCCCCCGCCGCGCCCGCCGCCCCCCUCCGCGCACCACAACCACGAGACCUCCUCCAACUCGAGCUGGGCGGAGAUGGAGACCUACGUCAUAGGUAACAUACAGAUACACCCGCCGACCGACGCCACUAAGCAGAUGCUCAUACUCAGGUACCUGACGCCGAUGGGAGAAUAUCAAGAAUUUCUGUCACAUGUCUUCGAGCAGAACGCCCUAGGGCUGAUCCUGGGGUACCUCAAUGUACGGGAGUCCCGAGACUCCCGUCUGGCCUUCGAAGCCCUAAAGUACUUGGCGGCGCUCCUCUGCCACAAGAAGUUCUCGAUAGACUUUAUAAACAUGGGAGGGCUGCAGAAAUUCUUAGAAGUACCAAGGCCAUCCGUCGCCGCUACCGGCGUCUCCAUCUGCCUGUACUACCUGGCCUACUGCGAGGACGCAAUGGAACGCGUCUGCCUCUUGCCGAGGAAGACUUUAGCGGACUUAGUGCAAUACGCCCUGUGGCUUCUAGAAUGUUCGCACGACUCCGGCCGCUGCCACGCGACCAUGUUCUUCGGCCUCUCGUUCCAGUUCCGGGUCAUUCUCGAGGAGUUCGAUAACCAGGACGGUCUGAGGAAGCUGUACAACGUGAUAUCGACGCUCCCGAUCCUCGGCUCCGACGAGGAGGAGUCCAGGGUGUCGGACGACGAGACCUGCGCCGCGCGGCAGAUCGUCAGGCACGUCUGCGUCGCCCUCAGGAGGUACCUGGAGGCGCACCUCCGGCUGAAGGCGGCGCAGGUGUCCCGGCAGCACGGCGACAGCGUGCCCGACCCGCCACCCUACAAGGCCUCCAAGUCCUCGCCCGAGGAGAUCCAGGAGCAGAUCGAGCUGCUGCAGAGCGUGUCGUGGUCCCGCUGGGCGCCCGUGGACGAGCUGCUGGACCUGGGGGGCGUGUCGCUGCUGCUCAAGGUGGUCGGCUACGCCUACGAGUGGAACUUCAACGGCAGAUCUGAGACGGUCCGGUCGGCGCUGGACGUGGUGUCGGUGUGCUGCGUGGCCCCGCGCGUGCAGCUGCUCCUCACGGAGAAGGUGGACAUGAGGGACGAGGAUCUGACCACGGGCGUUAAUAUCGUUUUGAACGCGGCAGACGGCGACAUAGUGCCGGAGCCCGAAGUCCAGAAGGCGGCCCUCAACGUGCUCGUCAACUGUGUGUGCGCGCCUGUACACAGGGCUGGUACGUCAACCACCCGCUUCUCAAUAACCGGUUCUAGCAGAAAGAAGACUGCCCUGAAAUCCUAUGAAGACGUCAUACAGAAAGUGUGGGAGAGCGUUCGGACCAACAACGGUAUUAUGGUGCUGCUGGCGCUGAUGACGGUGAAGUCGCCCAUCACGGACGCGGACCGGCUGCGCGGGCUGGCGUGCCGCGCGCUGGCCGGCCUCGCGCGCUGCCCCACCGUGCGGCAGAUCAUAUCCAAACUGCCGCUCAUCACCACCUCGCAGAUACAAGUGCUGAUGCGCGACCCGAUACUCCAAGAGAAGCGCCAGGAGCAUGUGAUGUUCCAGAAGUACGCGCUGGAGCUGCUGGAGCGCGUCUCCGGGAAGAGCAAGCACAUGGGAGCCGAAUUCGAAACCUCAUUGGCGAAUAUACACAAGGCAAACGUGGUGGCCCAGACGCGAAUAAACUACAACGAGCGUCAACUGCUGCAACUAGUGCAGGAGCACCUAGCGGCCCGCGGACUGCACGAGAGCGCGGCCGUGCUGCAGCGCGAGGCGGGGCUGCCUCCCCCCGCCGCCGCCGCCCCGCCGCCUCCCCCGCCGCCAGUCUACACACCCUCCACGCCCAUACGGUCGCGGCUGUCCGUAUCGAGGGGCAGCGGCGCGGCGCAGCGGGACAGCGCCGACCCCAACACGCCGCACACCGACGAGGGCAGCCCGAUGCCCACGGUCAUCAGGCUCAGGAAGCACCAGUCCCAGACCCCCGGCGUGGGCUGUCUGCAGUCGGCUUGCGAGCAGAAGCGCUCUCUGCAGAAGCAGCUGUCGGCGUGUCCGGAGCAGGGCCCGCCGCCGCAGCACCGCGUCACGCUGCACACCAUCAUCACCGAGUACCUGUACAACCAGCACGCGCUCUGCAAGAACCCGGUCGUCACCUGCCCGCAGUUCAACCUCUUCGAGCCCCACAAGUGCCCGGAGCCGCGCGGCGCGUGGUCGGUGGUGGGCGCGAGCGGGAACGUGGCGGCGCGCGUGUGGCGGCGCGAGCUGGGCGCGCCCGCCCCGCACCGCCGCCUCGACACGCGCCUCGCGCACGCGCACUUCGCGCCCGCGCGCACGCUGCGCCUGCAGGACGACGACGCGUACUUCACGCACACCGUGUUCCACCCGACGCAGCAGCAACUCCUGGCGGCCACCUCCUCGGGCGAUAUCCGGGUGUUCAAUCUGUUCACGGGGGCCGAAGAGAACUCUUAUCAAGUUCACGAAUCUUACAUUUAUCAUAUGCAGACAAGUAGAGACGGGCUUCUGUUGCUGGCGUCAGCCACCACACCCUGGAGGCCGCUCUCCGCCCUGUGGAACAUGAAGGAGUUCGAACUGCUUUUCCAGCUAGACGCCGAGGAGUACGUGGAGUUCUCGAAGAUGUCCGACGACCGCAUCAUCGGCACGAAGGGCGAGACGGCGACGAUCUUCGACACGCGCACCGGCCGCGAGCUCAUGACGCUCACGCCCUCCAUCAGCAACCAGUACGCGAAGAACAGGGCCGUGUUCAACCCCACCGACGAGCUGGUGCUGUCCGAUGGCGUCCUCUGGGACGUGAACACCGGCAAGGAGAUCCACAAGUUCGACAAACUCAACCAAACGCACAGCGGGGUCUUUCAUCCGAACGGAUUAGAGGUGAUAUCGAACACUGAAGUAUGGGACCUGCGAACAUUCCACCUGCUCAGGACGGUGCCGACGCUCGACAAGUCAGAGGUCAUCUUCAACCCGACGUGCACCGCCCUGUACGCCGUCUUCUCGGACCAGGACCCCGAAGACAGACACCAGUUCGACACCAGCUUCAGGACCUUAGACCCGUACGACUAUUCCAGUAUAGCCACGAUAGACGUGAAGCGGAACAUAUACGCGCUGAGCGUGUCGCGCUACGGCACCCAGAUCUCGGUCGUCGAGAACAUGGGCGAGUACGACCAGAUGCAGGAGUCGUGCGUCAAGAUAUACGACGUGGGGCGGAGGAGGGACCACGACGACGACGCGGACGAGGACGAGGAGGAGGACCUAGCCGGCUCGGAGAACGACGACGGCUCCGACUCCGGGUCCGAUAACGACGACGACCUGGCCUCGAAUUUGCUACGUAACGCCGUGAUGGGGCUGGCCGAGGAUGGGAGUUCAGGGGAGUCGUCGCGUGAGGACAACGAGCCCCCGCAGCGGAGGAGACGCAGGAGGAACCCGAGGAGAAGAGGGCAGCAGGGCGGCCCUCGACAAAGCAGCGACAGUGACGGCGAAGGAGACAUAGACCUGGACCUCGGAGACAUUAUAGAGUUUGAAAUCGACUAGACAAUAAACGUUCAAAUCUAA
Messenger RNA from Bombyx mandarina (wild silkworm), 4584 nucleotides. RefSeq names its product LisH and WD40 domain-containing protein mahjong (gene mahj). Gene Ontology annotation, cellular component: Cul4-RING E3 ubiquitin ligase complex; nucleus. Gene Ontology annotation, molecular function: protein binding. Lineage: Eukaryota; Metazoa; Arthropoda; Insecta; Lepidoptera; Bombycidae. Gene Ontology annotation, biological process: protein ubiquitination. The record is from RefSeq and is a predicted model, not a curated record.